CGUACGGUCCAUGACGACCUGUGCGCACCGGCGACGCCGGCAGCAGGGCAACCGAUUCGCAACACCGAUCCGCCCGAAAACGUUGGUCCGGCGGCAGCUCGGCAUAUUCAGAUUCGCAUGAUCCGAACUCCGAGAUUACAACGCGGUAAAGUAAACAAACAAAAAAAAAACAACAAAACACGAAACGACGCGACACGACCGUCCGUAACAAUACGAAACGCCGCAACACUUUUUAACGGUCAUACUGGAGACGCGCUGCAGUCGACCUCGGGUGAAUGUUUUUCGUGUUCACGACGCGGUCGCCGGUCUACAUCAAAAGCAUUGAUAGUUGCAGUGCUGCGGGUGCACCUUUUAGGGUAGGUACAGGCGGUUAUUAUGUCCCUAAAGGUAUUCAAAGAGCACGCCGAGUUGUUUCCAAUCCGCGACGUACCCGCUGUAGUGGACGUGUUCCGCAGAGAACUGGAAAAAAAAGAACCCGACCUGUUGCUGCUGUCGCUGGUGGCUGGUGCCAUCGAGAAUACAAUGACUUGUGUCCGACCGACCACCGAAGAGCCGGUCGCCGUGACGGCAGAAACAAACUUUGACUUUGAUCAGGUACCGCUGAGACUGCCCGACGUUGAAUUGCACAUUGUAGAAGCACUGUACACAAAAUUCUACUCAGUCAUCAAAAGCAGUGUUGACCCACUGCAUUUUGGUGAACGGGACGGACAUGCCAGCCGAGAACUUGUCAAAAGGGUGUCUGAUGUCAUAUGGAACACGCUGACUAGAAGUUACUAUAAAGACAGAGCACACUUGCAAAGCAUGUAUAGCUAUUUGACUGGUUCAAAAUUGGACUGUUUUGGUGUUGCGUUUGCUGUAGUAGCUGCUUGUCAAAUACUUGGUUACAAUGAUGUUCAUUUAGCUUUGUCUGAAGACCACGCAUGGGUUGUAUUUGGUCCAGAUGGUAGUGAAAACGCAGAGGUUACAUGGCAUGGAAAGGGAAAUGAAGAUAAACGUGGACAAAAAAUUAAAGAUUCAGGACCUGGUCAUAGAUCAUGGCUAUAUGUUAAUGGUCAUCCUGUAGUUUGUAAUAGGCAUAUGGAAGUAUCAGCAUUAGUUAGUUCUAUUAACCCAAGUAUUAAUCAAUCUAAUGAUGCUUUGGAAGUUGCUACUCUUCAAAAACAUCUUUUGUGGCUUCUUUAUGAUGAAGGACACUUAUCAAAAUUUCCACUUGCUUUAGGUAACUUGGGUGAUCUAGAAGAGUUAAAUGCAACACCUGGAAGACCUCAUUGUACAGCCUUAUUUGAAGAAGCUAUAUCAGCUGCUCGUAUAUACUAUAGUGAUAUGUUUGUCUAUCCAUAUACUUACCAAGGUGGAUAUUUCUACAGACACAAUAUGAUUAAAGACGCUUUUGCAAGUUGGGCCAACGCUAGUCAAGUUAUAAGCAAGUAUAGUUUUAGUAAAGAUGAUGAAGAGUUAUAUAAAGAAAUGAUGGAUAUUGCUUAUGAAUUAAUACCAUACUCAUUGAAAGAAAUGACAUGUGGCAAAAGUCGAUCAAUAUUGAAUAAUCCACAAUGUUAUGCUUAUGUCUUAUUAAUUUAUGAUGGUCUUUGUCUUUGGGAAGAAGAUGGAACCACCCCAGUAUUACAUAUUAAAUGGGCAAAACAUUUUAUAAAUUCUAUUUCUAAGUUUGAUGAUAGUGUGAGAACGAGACUUAUCAUAUUAGAACCAAAAGAUUCUGAAAAUGAUAGUGAUUUAGUACAAGAUUAUCAUGAUAAUAACAUGAAUAAUAAUAAUCGUCUACUACCUAAAGAAAUUUUAAAUACUAUACCUGGUACAGACGAAGAAACUAAAUCAGAACUCCAUCCUGGCAUUGAAGCACUAACUGCAGCUUGUAGUGAACGAAUAUUGAAUCGAGAGUUCUUAUUGCAAGGUGGUGGAGAACCUUUUGUAGGUAGUUCUGAUUCAUUACCUACUCCUACUACUACACCUCAAACACCUAUUUUAGAAACAACAAUAAAAGAUGAUGAAUCUGAAACUAAAAUUAUGUUGAAAAGUAAAAAGAUGAGAAGUAUGAAAGAUCUACUAAUUGCAAAAAAAUUGAAUACACAGGCAAUUAGUUUACAAAUGAGUGCUCAGUCACAAGGUGGAAAACGUCAUGCACCUAGAGAUACUGCAGAACCUAUAUCCAGGCGCAGUAGAAGAAAUAACAACUAAUUAAAUGUAUACUAUAAAUGCAUUAAACUAUUUGGUUAAGUUUUCAGUAUUAUAUGGAAACGUUAUGCGAGUUAUUAUGAAUAUUUGUUAUGAAAAAUCUUGUCUAUAUUUAUUUAGGAUUGGGUAUAUUUACUUCAAUUUAUUGUUCUCCAUUAUUUGAUUGUAUUUU
This is a messenger RNA of Rhopalosiphum maidis (corn leaf aphid), 2365 nucleotides long. It is a transcript of the gene Mnn1, whose product is annotated as menin. Bases 376 to 2196 code for a protein of 606 amino acids. Gene Ontology annotation, cellular component: histone methyltransferase complex; chromatin; nucleus. NCBI's taxonomy places the organism in Eukaryota, Metazoa, Arthropoda, Insecta, Hemiptera, Aphididae. The transcript is spliced from 7 exons. The record is from RefSeq and is a predicted model, not a curated record. Gene Ontology annotation, molecular function: Y-form DNA binding; chromatin binding; transcription cis-regulatory region binding. Gene Ontology annotation, biological process: negative regulation of cell cycle; negative regulation of cell population proliferation; regulation of transcription by RNA polymerase II.